UUGAAUGACGCGGGCAAACACGUUUGGGUUGUGGGUUCAAUUAAUGGAUUGAUUUGUCUUGCCAUUGGGAAACUGACAUGUUUUUAUGGAAUCCAUCAAUUAGGAAGUUCAAGAAAUUUCCUAAUUAUAGAAUUCAUACUAGCCACGUAUAUGGUUUUGGAUAUGACGAAUUUCAUGAUGAUUAUAAGGUAGUGUCUGUUUUCAAAUCUGAGAGUGCAGAUCAAGGUGAGGUCAAAUUAUAUAGUCAAAAAGCUGAUUCUUGGACAAGUGUUGAUAAUUGCCCGAGUGCGGGCAUAUUAGAUGUUUUUGGUAAGUAUUUGAAUGGGAAACUUUAUUGGCCUGCUACUGUUGCUGGCAUAAAUACAUGGGUUGGCUGGUACAUAGUUUCUAUUGAUUUGGCUUAUGAAAAGUGGGGAAAGGUGGAGAAGCCCUGCUCUCGGGAAGGAGGUAGUUUUCCUUCGGUGGGUGUAUUGGGAAGUGAUCUUUUUGUGUUUUCUCAUAGGGGAAGUCAGGCAGAUGUAUGGAUCAUGAAAGAGAAUGGGUCUUUGACAAAAAUGUAUACCAUCAAAUAUCCUGCUUAUUUUGACAAUUGUUUCUUUUACUUCUGUUAUUUCUCCGAUCUAUGCAUGACAAACAAAGGUGAAAUAUUGAUUCUGUCUAAAUCAACUUACAUGAUAUACAAUCCAGAGGAUGAAUCGGUCAGAUAUACAAAGGUUGCUAAGUUUCGUUGCAGUAUUGCGUCAAACAUCUACAUUGAAAGCCUAGUUUGUCCCCUUUUACAAAACGAACCAAGCACACAUCAAGAGUGAAGGCUGCAGAAGCUCAGACGGAUGACAAUGUUGUAGGAGGUGAAAAGCUGAUGUUAAAGAACAAUUAAUCCAUCCUGUUCCAUCCUCUGCCGACUGCACGAAUCAAAACGAU
Messenger RNA from Solanum dulcamara, 921 nucleotides. RefSeq names its product F-box/kelch-repeat protein At3g23880-like. NCBI's taxonomy places the organism in Eukaryota, Viridiplantae, Streptophyta, Magnoliopsida, Solanales, Solanaceae. The transcript is spliced from 2 exons. The coding region runs from base 78 to 809 and encodes 243 amino acids. The record is from RefSeq and is a predicted model, not a curated record.